This is a messenger RNA of Amaranthus tricolor (Joseph's coat), 1960 nucleotides long. RefSeq names its product E3 ubiquitin-protein ligase AIRP2-like. Lineage: Eukaryota; Viridiplantae; Streptophyta; Magnoliopsida; Caryophyllales; Amaranthaceae. The record is from RefSeq and is a predicted model, not a curated record. Bases 799 to 1584 code for a protein of 261 amino acids. Gene Ontology annotation, biological process: protein ubiquitination. Gene Ontology annotation, molecular function: ubiquitin protein ligase activity. The transcript is spliced from 4 exons.
AAAGGCGCUAUUUCAUAUAAAAAUAAUUAAUCGAAUCAGCUAACAACUUCAACCAAAAAUAAUAGUCAAUAACUAUUUAUCAAACAGACUUGUAAAAUAUAACGUCGUUCUAUGACAAUAUGAAUGUUUGAUUAAUUUAUCAACAAAGGAAAACGAAUAAGGUCUCUAAAGUCAUACAAUUACAAACAAUUAUGAGGAGAAAGGGUCUAACUAAUAUUAAUUCAACAACUUGUAUAGACCAUAUAAAAAGAUCACCAACCAACAACUAAAACAAUUAUUUAUACCAACUUAGAAUCUAUUUGUCCAAAAAGAACCAUAUAUUCCAAAACACUAGAAGAUAAUGAGAAGCACAAAUCAUACUUUUGUACCUUAAAAAACACAAUUACAUAUAUAAAAACUCCCACUAUUUUAUCAUCAACCAAUUAUAGAUUGUGCUUUCUUUAAUUUCUCCCAAAAAAACACAAACUUUAUUGUGUAUUUAUAGAAAAGAGAAAUAUAUUGUGUUUCUUCUUAAGAGUGUGAAAGAGGAUAAUGGAAAUGGUGUAUUAUCAACUAGGCAAGUCUUCAUACAAGGAUUUGCUCAAGGAGCUUGAAGCUGAUAUACAACAUGCUAAUGCCUUGUAAGUUAUACCUCAACUCCGAGUAGCUUUUUCAAUGGUUUUGAUUUUUUAUCUAACGUUUCUUUUACUAACCAGCCAACCAUCAACAAUUAAUUUCUAACAAACAAGCUAGCUAAAAUACUAAACCAAACUAGCUGGCAGAGGUAUAUACGCGUGUGAGGGCGCCUUACACGCGUAUAUGUACACACAUGCUAGCAAGGGAACACCAUGCUUAAAUCAAUUUAGUUACGAAAAGUGGGUUAUGGAGAUCAUAGAAGUAUUUAUUUGGGAUUUUUCUUAUUUGAAAAUUCUUAUUUUCAGGGUAGCUGCAAUUCCAAAACCAAAAGGGGGUGCUUGCCUUCAUAUGAAAUUGGAUUAUAAUCAACUUUCUCCUUUGUUUUUCCUCUUGCUCCAAUGGUUUGAUGGUUCUUGUUCCUGCUUUUUCCCAUCUUACUUCAAUCUAUUCCACAUUCUAAUAUAUGAGGUGUAUCAAGAUGGAAGAACACACAUGUCUACACUAGGGAGUAAGGCAACAGUUAGAGAAUUUUAUGCUAUUAUACUUCCAUCUCUAAAACGGCUUCACAAUGACUUGGUGGAGCAAGAAAGUAGUGUUACUUUGACCAGUCAAAGUGAUGAGAAGGAGCAAUUAUUAGGGCAUGGUAGAAGUAUUGAUCAAGAAAGAGAGGAAGAAUGUGGGAUAUGUUUGGUUCCAACUACCAAAAUGGUCUUGCCUAGUUGUUGUCAUGCAAUGUGCAUCAAUUGUUACCGCAACUGGAAUACAAGGUCAGCAUCAUGCCCCUUUUGCAGAGGAGGAUUAAGAAGAGUAAAGUCAGAGGAUUUGUGGGUUCUGACAAGUGAAUCUGAAGUGAUAGAUGCAGAGACAGUUUCAAGGGAGGAACUGUCAAGAUUUUACCUUUAUAUUCAAAGCUUACCCAAGGAUAAUCCAGAUGCCCCUUUCUGGAUCUAUAAUAAUUACUUAAUCUAAUGCUAAUACUACUUAUCAAGCGAUAAUGUUGUUUAACAACAAGGGCUUAGUCAUUUAAUUAGUUUUCAGCUUUCUGACCUUCUUCCAAUAUUGGUUGAAGAAGUACUCAGAAACAGUACAUAAUAAAGUACAUUUACUGGUCAACAAUUAGCCAAUUAGGAGAAAAUAAUAUAGAUUUCAUGAUUUGAUAAUUUCCCAUGUUCUUUUUUUUUUUUUUUUUUUCCCUUUGUGCCUCUUGUUGUCAUCAAAAGUCAACCGGAAACAUCUAUAACACGGGUAAAGUUGCCUACAUCUAAAUUCUGUAGCUUCCUAUUCUUGGGUAAUAGUGUGUUUUUAAUGUCUGAUCUGUUUUAGUUGGCGAGAAAAUAAAUGAAAU